This is a messenger RNA of Rhopalosiphum maidis (corn leaf aphid), 1996 nucleotides long. RefSeq names its product SUMO-activating enzyme subunit 1-like. Gene Ontology annotation, molecular function: SUMO activating enzyme activity. The record is from RefSeq and is a predicted model, not a curated record. Gene Ontology annotation, biological process: protein sumoylation. Lineage: Eukaryota; Metazoa; Arthropoda; Insecta; Hemiptera; Aphididae. Bases 405 to 1316 code for a protein of 303 amino acids. Gene Ontology annotation, cellular component: SUMO activating enzyme complex; cytoplasm. The transcript is spliced from 6 exons.
UUUAGCCGGCUUGGCGGGCUGUAUGUUAUAUACAUAAUAUACAAUACUGUUUACACAUUGGUAAGCUGUAUAGUUGUUAUGCGCUAUUUUGUUCUAUGACGGAUCACGGAUUUCCAGUUUCCAAUUGCUAUUGUUAUAACUUGAUUGCUUCAUGUUCAUCUCCAAGUUCAUUCUUCAAUUUUAAUUUUAAUUAUUACCGAUUACCUACCAAUCUAAUAUUGUGAUUUGUGUUACACUGUUCGUCAAGUCUUGUAUUACCCUUAUUGUUCGGCAAUACGCGUACCUCGUGUUUUAGUGAUUCACUGCAAAAUUUAAAAGAUUACAUUUUUACGUAGAUAAUAUUAUCGUUUUUUUCCUUACUUAAGUAUAUUAUAGUAUCUGUGACUCAUUAAAUUUUAUACGACAUGGCUUCCGAAAUUACAAAAAAUGGUGAUGAUCAAAUGUCGAAAGACGAACGCAAGGUUUAUGACCGACAAAUACGCCUGUGGGGUUACGAUGGACAAAACAAAUUAAGAGCAUCAAAAGUACUUUUAAUCGGAAUGCAAGGCUUAGGCGCAGAGAUAGCUAAAAAUUUGAUAUUGAUUGGUGUGAAUUCUAUUACAUUGAAAGAUCAUACAGAAGUGUCAAUAUUAGACCAUUGUUCACAGUUCCUUAUCCCACGCGAUAGUCAAGAACGUAAUCGUGCUAAAGCAAGUAUGAGUGCUGCUCAAAAGCUAAACCCAAAUGUGAAAGUCAUUGUAGAUACAACACCUAUUGAACAAAAUGUCGAUAGUUUUGUUACCUCAUUUGAUGUUGUCAUAGCCACUGAAUGUUCUCCGAAUACUUAUAAAAGAUUGAGUGAAAAUUGUAGAAAAGCUAAAGUAAAAUUAUUCAUUGCUGAUGUUUAUGGUUUAUUUGGAUACUUUUUUCAGGACAUUAAUUUUGAACAUUCUUUGUAUGGCGAGGUGUUUCCAAACAUUGAUCAAAGCAAUAUUGUUCCUAUUCCUAAAAAUGUACCGCAGCUAUAUUUUUUGACUUCAGCUUUAUUAAAAUUUCAAUCUGAAUCUAAUCGUAAACCGAAUCCUGAUACUUGCGAAGAAGAUAUUGAAGAAUUGAAGUUACUUAUUAACUUAUCUCCAGAUCAAACUAAUACUGAUAAUAGUCUAUUUGAUGAAUACUAUGGUGAAUUAUUUUGCGAGUUGAGUCCAGCGACUUCUAUUGUUGGUGCAAUGGUAUCCCAGACUGCUAUAAAUACUGUAAUGGGUAUGCCUAUUGAAAAGUUAAAUGUGUUUUUUUUUGAUCACAUUGAACAUGAAGGAAAAUUCCAUUUGUUAUAAAAAUAAGAAGACUGUCCUUGAAUUUAAAUAAAUAAUAUUAAUCAAAUACUACUUUUAAAUCAAGAUUUAAUAAAAAAUUUAAGUUUUAAAUUAUUUAAUUAUUUGUAUGUAAUAAGUGAUUUUCGGUUUCAUUAAGGAUUUUUAACUUUCACAAUUUAUUAUUAUUAUCAUUUUUUAAUUAACUAAUAAAAUUUAUUCAAAACUCAUUGUUUUAUUUUUUAAAUAUCAUUAAUCAUAAUUUAUGAUUUACAAUAUAACAAAAGUUGUUCUCUGCCGAAUACAGUCUGGACUGGAUUGGUCUGGUGAGUUACAGAGUAAAACUCUGAGGAUGGUUUUUUGAGCGUUUAGUCAAAUUUUUUUUUAUUACAGUGAUAAGAGUAUUAACGUUGGUAGAAAAUAUAAUUGAUGCUAAUUUUUUGAACCUUACAAUAGCUGUAGCUGUAAUCAAAUGUUAGAAAUUUCUAAGGCCCUAGUAUUUCAAUCAUCGAUUAUGUGCUGGUUACAAUUUAACGCUCCAUAAACUAUUCCAGCCUGUAUUACAGACGUCUGUAAGGCAAAAAAGGGUUGAUUAUGUUUCCAUUAACUUAUCGACCGAUGAAGUUGGGCGGUUAAACAUAAUAUUACAGUCCUUUAAAGCUUUUGAUUGGCGAUUGAGUUUUUGUUUACUUUUUUUUUCAAUA